Paramecium tetraurelia is the source of this 943-nucleotide messenger RNA. RefSeq lists its product as uncharacterized. The record is from RefSeq and is a predicted model, not a curated record. Gene Ontology annotation, biological process: SNARE complex disassembly; intracellular protein transport. Gene Ontology annotation, molecular function: syntaxin binding; soluble NSF attachment protein activity. Gene Ontology annotation, cellular component: vacuolar membrane; SNARE complex. The transcript is spliced from 6 exons. Lineage: Eukaryota; Ciliophora; Oligohymenophorea; Peniculida; Parameciidae.
AUGGAUUCUAAUUAUGUAUUAAAAGGUGAUGAAUUUAUGAUGAAGGGAGAUAAAGCUCUCAAAGGUUCGACUUUUGGCAAUAUUUUUGGAUCAAAGGGAGAAAGAGCAGAAAAAGCACUUGAAUUGUAUAAGUCAGCAGCAACACAAUAUAAAUUGGGCAAAAAAUGGGAAAAAGCAUCUGAAGCAUACUAACGUUGUAUUACUUGUGAUUAAACUCUUAAAUCUGGGGAAACUGGAGAUUUCUAUGUUGAGGCUGCCAAAGCAAUUAGUAAUGUUAAUAAAGCAGAAUCAAUCUAAUUGUACGAAAAAGCAAUUGAACAUUAUGCUAAUGAGAAUAGAUUAGACAAUGCUUCUAGAUAUAAGAAGGAAAUUGCUUAAAUUUAUGAAUCCGAGCUUGAAUUCCAUCUAGCAGUCAAAGCAUAUUAAGAAGCUGCUGAUCUAUUUUAAGCAGAUGGCAAAAGAAUAUCUGAUUAUAAUCAAAUGAGAUUAAAAGUUGCAGAAUUGUCAACCUAGAAUGCUUCAGGUGACUUAAUAGCAGCCAUUAAGAUUUUCGAAGAUAUCGGUGAUAAAUACAUGGAAAAUAAAUUAACUGCCCCCAGUGCCAAAGAACUAUAUUUUAAAUCUUGUUUACUUUAUUUAUGCAACAAUGAUUCAGUAGGAUGUGGAAUUGCCCUUGAGAGAUACUUGGACAAAGAUCCUAGUUUUGCUUCAGCCAGAUAAUACAAAUUUGUUGUUAAUCUAAUUAAGGCUGUUGACAAUAAUAAUGCAUAAAUGUUUUCAGAUGAAUGUUUUGAAUUUAAUAAAAUCAUACCUCUAGACAAAUGGAAAUUAAAUGUUUUAAACAAAAUCAAAGAAGGAAUGCAACCACUUCAAUAAGUAGAAGAUGGAGGUUUUAGGUGAUAAAUAAAUAAUAAUAAUAUAUUGUUUUAAUUAUAUUCAUAUU